AUUCGCCAAUGGACACCCGCGACGACACCACCAUGCCAGCGCCCGGAGAUUUCUACAACUACUCUCGAGCAACAUGGAAGGCAUCCAGGUCGAAUAUGCAGUCGAACGAACCGCAAGGAUCCGUCGAGAGUGGACCAAAGCCGUCGUCGCAUUUUGAACGAAGCCGAAACGCAUGGCGGGCAAAACGACAGGACUUCGAGUCCCAAGUUCAUGCUCCCGCAGCAGCAGUCAGCGCCGAAAGGUCAGCUCCAGCUUUGCAAUUACAGAAUGGAACGUUAUCAAAUGCGCUUUCGUCGUCGUUCCAAGAACGAGUGGAAGCGUUCUACCGGCAGUACAACCCUAGCAAGAUGGCCGAAGUGGGCAACCUCGUGGCAUCGUAUACCGGUCGAGAGAGUCUCCUUUUCGAAAAGCUGGAAGCCAAGUACUGCCCCAAACCUCAGAAUUUGCCACCGCUAACCAACGCGAGCCACGUCAAAGUGUACUUUGACAUUGCCCUGCACGCCACCGUGUCGCGAGUGGUCAUGCGGCUGCUGCACGAUGUGGUGCCCAUGACGGCCGAGAACUUUCGCUGCCUCUGCACAGGCGAGAAAGGCAAGUCGCUGCACUUUAAAGGCUCCAAGUUUCACCGGAUCAAGAAACACUUUAUGGUCCAAGGUGGAGACAUCACCAAGGGCGAUGGCACGGGCGGAUGUAGCAUCUACCACGGCACCCCCAAUGCAAAUGCAUGGGGGUACUUCAAGGACGAGUCGUUCUUGCCGCACGACCGCGUGGGGUUGCUCUCCAUGGCGAACAAGGGACCAAACACUAACGGGUCCCAGUUUUUCAUCACGACCAAGGAAAAGUGCCUCAACUUGAACGGAAAACACGUCGUGUUUGGCGAAGUAAUUCAAGGAAUGGACGUGAUUCGACGCAUCGAGAUCCUUCCCACGGACCCGUCGAACGACCGACCGCUUCCAGGCCACGACGCCACCAUCGUCGAUUGUGGCCAGCUAAGUUAGCCCGAAUCCAAUGUGCUUCGUCAAUGGUGCAUAUCGAAGGUCAUUUGUAUAUUGUCAAAUUGAUUCGAAACUGGAGCCGUCAGCAGCAUCGAAUGUCUUAGGGCCCGUCUGGCAACCCGAAAUACUACAAUAUUCUGGCCCAAAACGCCAUUUUGGGGCCGAAUUCAACAAAUUUGAUCAAAAUUGAAACUUGUCUUGAAGAGUAU
This is a messenger RNA of Aphanomyces astaci, 1204 nucleotides long. RefSeq lists its product as hypothetical. The transcript is spliced from 4 exons. Bases 9 to 998 code for a protein of 329 amino acids. Gene Ontology annotation, molecular function: peptidyl-prolyl cis-trans isomerase activity. Lineage: Eukaryota; Oomycota; Saprolegniomycetes; Saprolegniales; Verrucalvaceae. The record is from RefSeq and is a predicted model, not a curated record. Gene Ontology annotation, biological process: protein peptidyl-prolyl isomerization.